This is a messenger RNA of Ochlerotatus camptorhynchus, 831 nucleotides long. Its product is annotated as rRNA N6-adenosine-methyltransferase Mettl5-like. The transcript has 3 exons. Bases 91 to 729 code for a protein of 212 amino acids. Gene Ontology annotation, molecular function: nucleic acid binding; rRNA (adenine-N6-)-methyltransferase activity; rRNA (adenine-N6,N6-)-dimethyltransferase activity. Lineage: Eukaryota; Metazoa; Arthropoda; Insecta; Diptera; Culicidae. The record is from RefSeq and is a predicted model, not a curated record. Gene Ontology annotation, biological process: rRNA methylation.
UAGUAUUAUUCCCGUAUUACCCCGAUUCGAUAACACACCUGCGGCUGGUACUGGCUCAGGAGGUGCCGCUGCAUCAAGCGGAAGUAAAUAAUGGCAUGUUUGAAGUUGAAAAAGUUUGAGGAAUUUCUGCAAACGGUUGACGGUUUCGAGAAUCCUAAAGUAACGUUGGAACAGUACAUUACUCCGUCCCACAUAGCGAGUCACAUGCUGUACACGAUUCAGACCAACUAUGACGAUUUGGAAAACAAAUUGGUCCUUGAUUUGGGAUGCGGGGCUGGUAUGUUGAGCGUGGGAGCAUCGCUACUCGGUGCUGCACACGUUGUCGGCGUUGAAAUCGAUUCGGAUGCGAUUGAGAUUUUCAAGAGUAACAUUGAAGGAUUCGAACUAGACAACGUAGAUUGUGUGCAGUGGGAUGUACUAGGAAUGGAGGGGAUUGAUUUUGACCGCAAGUUCGACACGGUACUUAUGAAUCCACCAUUUGGAACAAAGCAAAACAGUGGUAUUGAUAUGAAAUUCCUUCGUAUUGGCCUUGCACUUGCUAAACAUAGAGUAUAUUCACUUCACAAAACGUCCACUAGAGAACACAUAAAGAAAAAAGCUAUUGAAUGGAACGUUAAAGCCAACGUUGUUGCAGAAUUGAAAUACAACCUUCCUCAGACUUAUAAGUUUCACAAACGUUCAAGUGUGGAUAUCGCUGUAGAUUUAUGGCGGUUUGAAAUGAGUAAAUAGCAUUGAAAACAUUGCAAUUAUUUUAUAAUCUUUUUUGCAUGCAAUUACUAAUAAAACAACAAGAUUGCUUUGUAAUAAAACAAAACAUCGUUGAUUCUCGAG